AUGAGCAGAACAACCACUCCCAAGAGACUGAGAAAGUCAUCACUGAAGACCUUCACAGGAUGCUUCACCUGUCGCUCGCGAAAGAUUCGCUGUGAUCUCACAAGACCAUACUGUCUAAAUUGCAAAAGAGCCCAGCACAAGUGUUCUGGUUACGAUAUCAAGCUCCGAUGGCUGGUUCCUAUCGGAUUCCGUCCCAAUGGCAGAAACCCCAUUGCCAACCCGGUAGUGUUUCCGGAAUUGGACCAAGAUGGUGAGUCUGGCUCUGAUUUCUUCCAGCGACGUAAUGUAGGGUUUGUUGUCUGGGAUGCCAAGAAGAACUGUCGACCCUACGAGACCUACGAUGAGAUGGACUUGGAUUUGAACAGAUUGAGGCUCGACAAGUUGUCCGACGACACAAAGCUUAACGGGCCCUUUGGAGUAUUUUCAUCUACUCGUAGACAUAAACUCCUCAAGCCAACGCUGACACCUUCCACCAAUGCCCACUCCACUCCAGCAGGAAAUAUAGAUAAGGCACUGACACCUGGAUUCCCAGAUCAGGACGCUUUAGGGCCCGACCACAUCUGGUUGGCCAAUGAGUUAAGGGAGCAUGCACUUUUAACGGCUGCGGCUCUUAAUAAUGAUUACUUGAACCUUGAUCUCCCUAAUCUUGGCUUCCAGACUGUACCUGAGUCGCUGUCGGAUCUUCUUAACUUGGUGUUUCAUAGGCACAACAACCAGGUGCCGGGAUAUCAGGGUGGUAUCACCAACAUUCCAGCGCCGGAAAUUCCCGUUUCCACAUCAGAAAUGGGUCCUCCUCCCAACCAGUCAGAAAUCCCGGCUGUCAAUAAUAAGCCAGAACAGGACAAUGUCGCCAUCAAUCCCGACAACCAGCACCUUUUCUAUUCCAACUUCGACAAGUUCUACUACAACAACGCAUACCUGACCAACGACACGUUGGAAAUUCAGUUGCAUGCUUCAUCUACGGCUCUGAAACAGGACGAUAUGUCUACGGACAUUGUGGAGGGCGAGAACAAUCUGAAAACGCAGAUGCCUGAGGCCAUCAUGGCCAUAGUUGCAUGUCCACUUCAGCCAAAACUAGGCUUUGAUAUUUCGCUCCCAAAGAACGGCGUAAUGCUUCCCACCACAGCAUUACAAGUGCAACCACUCGCACGGUACUUGUUAAACUAUUAUGCCACACAAGUUGCGGAUUUAAUGACGGUGAUUCCGCUUACAGAGAAUCCCUGGAAGACCAUAUACUUUCCUAGAGCCUUGAUGGCCAUAGGUGAGCUCAGUGCCUUAGGUCAGACAUCGACCGCCAAAAAUUCUCUACUCAAUGCACUUUUGGCAGUGGCUGCGUUCAAUCUCCAAAGUAAAUUCCCUAAGAAUUCUGACCAGAUGAAAUUCUAUCUCAACCUUGGUAUUCGGUUGCGAAAUCAAGCCACGCUUUUCGUCAGGACUUUGCUAGGUUCACAAGCAAACUCUCGAGAUGAUGUGGAGAGAUGUGUUGCCUCUGAAAAGUACAAAGACAUCCUCUGUGCGGUGAUGUCGAUGAUCUCGGUGGACUUAGUAUGGGGAACAAUGCAAGACACCAACUUCUACAUCAAAUGGUGUGAGAAAGUGAUCUACACCAAGAUGACCAACAAGAAAAAACUCAGUGCCAAAGCCAAGAUUCUUCAUCGAAUUUUUCUGAGCUUGAAACUUAUUCAGGACUCCACCUGUUUGGAUUUGGUCAACAUCAAAGAAGACUUCGAGAUGACUUCAAUGUAUGGUCACGACGUCCGAAUGCGCUUUGAAGCAGACAUCCACUCCAACAACACCAAAGGCAAAAUCAACUACAUCGUCGACACCACCCGUGUGUCGUCACCGAUGUUUGUCAACAAGAAGUUGAUAAACACAAACAAAAACGACGAGAAUUUUGCCACUGAUGCAUUGUACGGGCUUCCGAAUUCGCUUAUUUCAUUGUUCAGUGAUACCGUGCAACUUCUUCGUAAGAAAAUCUACCACCGGGAAAUGUAUGGAAAGCCGCCCGCCAAUUUUGACGAGCAAGUGCAUGUUCUUAGUGACAAACUCACUCAUUGGAAAUUGGACUGGAAACUCAGCGAAGAUGGAACCACUCAGAAAUUCUUGUCGUCGAUGCACGAGGCGACCUACCACCAUAUUAUGUCUUUUUACCAUGCGCUCACCAUUUAUUUUGAUCGGCUUAUUAAAGAAGUGCCACCAGAAGAGGUUCAAACCAAGGUUGCAAAAACAUUAGAGCAUUUGAACCUGAUACAGAGACUUAUUGCCAAAGACGAGGCUCAUAUUAUUCCACUUUUCUGGCAAGGCUUCAUUGCUGGAUGUGAAGCAGUUUCUCUUAAUCUCCAAAUGGGGUUCAAAAAGUGGGGAGCAGACAUUGCCCAGUAUUUGGGCAGUUAUUGGGGAGCACGUCAAAUCAUGUUGGAGGUUUGGCGAAGAAAGAAGAUGAAUGAGAGAAGAGCAGACUGGGUGAGUGUGAUUCAAGACUGGGAAAUGAAUUUAAUGUUAAAUUAA
Sungouiella intermedia is the source of this 2508-nucleotide messenger RNA. Lineage: Eukaryota; Fungi; Ascomycota; Pichiomycetes; Serinales; Metschnikowiaceae. The record is from the annotation of a GenBank genome assembly.